CACCUCCCCUCCACUCUCCUCCCUCCUCACUUCUUCUUCUCUCUCACCUUUCUCCUUUCUCCGGCAUAGCCGCCAAAAUUCCUGCCAUUUCCAGCCCCUAUCUCCGCCGCCACUGCAACCACCUCUCCUUUUGCCGGAUUUCAAAUCUAAAUUCACUUUCAUACGACAAAGUAAAAGCGAAGGGGGAGAUUCGAGGAGGAGGAGGAGGAAGAAGAAGGAUGAAAGAGAAAAAGUGGUUUGUUUGUUGAUUUAUGACGCUACUACAAUAGAACCAAACUCCACACGAGUCCCCAAGCAAAUAAGUCCAACGCAAGCACCCUUCUCUUUCUCUGUGUUUCUCUGAAUCGUAUGAGCUUGUAGAAGAACUACUCGAGCGCUGCCCACUCUGAGCUCACUCAUAGUUUAACUUAUUUGCAGUUUCGAAUUUUCUGGUUUUUCUUUUUUUCUUUUUGUUCGAUGAGAGCCGGAGAUUGUUACUGCCGGUCUGGGAAUUGAGACUUCCGGAAUGACCGACAACGACUCUGAAGCGAAAACCUUCCGAGCUAUGGUGGAGAAUGCCAACCGGAAGUUCGCUAGGGUCCAAGACGUCCCGGCCUAUGGGCGUGUGGACAACCAUCACUAUUUUCAUAAGGUUUUCAAGGCUUAUAUGCGUCUUUGGAAGUAUCAGCAGGAAUUUCGCGCCAAGCUUGUUGAAUCUGGUCUCAACCGCUGGGAAAUUGGCGAGAUCGCUAGCCGGAUCGGUCAGCUUUACUUUGGGCAUUAUAUGAGAACUAGUGAGGCUAGGUUCUUGAUUGAAGCCUAUGUGUUCUACGAAGCGAUUCUCAAUCGAAGCUAUUUUGAGGGAUCGAAGAAUUCGAGGAAGGAUCUGGGAGCGAGGUUCAAGGAACUGAGGUUUUACGCGAGGUUUUUGCUGGUUUCAUUGUUAUUGAAUCGUACGGAUACUGUUCAGGUUCUUGCCGAACGAUUGAAGGCUCUGGUCGACGAUAGCAAGGCCACUUUUCGGGCUACUGACUUUAAGGAGUGGAGGCUAGUUGUACAAGAAAUUUUCUGCUUCAUGAAUGUAGCAACAGCCUCGACGAAUGUCAGACCUUUACGGUACUCUACUGCAUUUGAUUCUCAUCCACCAUCCCUUCCAUUUGUUGGACGUUUCCAUGCAAAGAGGGUUCUUAAAUUCCGAGAUGCUGUUUUGACUAGUUACCACAGAAAUGAGGUUAAAUUUGCGGAAAUUACUUUGGACACGUAUAGAAUGCUGCAAUGUUUAGAAUGGGAGCCUGGUUUCUUCUACCAAAAGCAUCCAGUUGAACCAAAUGAAAAUGGAGCUGGCAUUGAUCAUUCUGGGGCAUCUGGAAUAAUUGAUAUCAACCUAGCCACCGAUGUUACCGAUCCAUCUUUACCUCCAAAUCCAAAGAAAGCCAUCCUCUAUCGACCUUCUGUGACUCAUUUGAUAGCUGUCAUGGCGACAGUUUGUGAGGAGCUCCUUCCAGAUAGUAUCAUGCUGAUUUAUCUAUCUGCAGCAGGGAAGUGCUGUCAAAACAGUGUCAAUCAAAUGAGUUUUGGGGAAUCAAGAAAAUCCUUGAAAAAUAAAGUCACAGCCCAGAAUUCACGAGAAAAUUGUAAUGCUUUUGCGGAAUCUUGUAAGCUUGAGAAGCCAGGAUCAAGUGACCUUUAUGAUGAGUAUUUGUGGUUUGGGCAUAGGGGUAAUGGAGGUCCAAACGUUUUAUACCCUGGUGAUAUAAUACCUUUUACACGUAGACCUGUUUUCUUGAUAGUUGACAGUAACAACAGCCAUGCAUUCAAGGUACUACAUGGGGCAGAGAGAGGAGAAACUGCCGCCAUACUUCUUUCACCAUUGAGGCCUGCAUUCAAGAAUCCCUUAAAUGUUGAUACUAUUCAAUCAGGAAGUCAGUUUACUUUUUUCUUGACUGCACCUCUACCGGCAUUUUGCGAAAUGGUUGGCCUGUCCUCGGCCAAUUUGGAUAUAGAUGUUUACAACGAUGCCGAUACCAUCCUGUCCUCUGCAUUUUCCGAUUGGGAAAUAAUUCUUUGUACAUCAACUAGCUUAAAUAUCGUUUGGGCCCAAGUUUUGUCUGAUCAUUUUUUACGCCGUCUCAUUCUCAGAUUUAUAUUCUGCCGAGCCGUGCUAUCGUUCUUCAACAUUAAAGAAGACGACGACCUUCCUUUUUGCCUGCCUUGUCUUCCCGACUCCGUCUCUUCAAAUUCUGGAGUUGUCAGCUCAGCAAUUCGCCGUCUCGCAAAGCACCUUAACGUCGCUGACUUAUUUAACUUCCACGAAGUGUAAUCACGGUCUUAGAUAUUGUGAAUGCCGCUCACCCAUCUGGAUUCGUGUUCAAAGUCUGCCUUCUCAAGGUCAGUCCACAAUCAAACAUAACACCAUACCAUUGGUCUCUCGAGAGUCGAAGUAUAAUCACAAUUUCACAAGUUGGUGUUGGUUUUGACCCUAAACUUAUGAAUCACUGGUAGUGUGAUACGGUGGUCGGCAUCUAUUGGUUUCUUAAGUUUGAAGGUGGGUUUAGUGUUUAGUUUAGCUGAGAGUGUGAUAAUUUAUUGUAGGUUUCUUAUUAAGCUUUUAAGAUUCUUUUUUUUUUCCUUUCUUUUUGCUUAUUACUGUAAAAAGAAAAAAAAAAAGGGAAGGGAAAAGAUUUGGAAUUGAAAUUUAUAUGAAAAGAAACGAAACUCAUCUCCCUCUCCCAAACCCGGCAAAAUCAACAUCUUUUCAAUUUAUCUGGAAAUGGUGGCACAUCGGGAUUGUAAAAUCGGUUUCUUUGUAGAACUCUCUCUUUAUACUAAAGUGACAAAUCUUGAGGAGCUUUACUUUGUAA
Cucumis melo (muskmelon) is the source of this 2840-nucleotide messenger RNA. RefSeq lists its product as uncharacterized. NCBI's taxonomy places the organism in Eukaryota, Viridiplantae, Streptophyta, Magnoliopsida, Cucurbitales, Cucurbitaceae. The record is from RefSeq and is a predicted model, not a curated record. Gene Ontology annotation, cellular component: nucleus. Gene Ontology annotation, molecular function: transcription corepressor activity. The transcript is spliced from 9 exons. The coding region runs from base 506 to 2299 and encodes 597 amino acids. Gene Ontology annotation, biological process: DNA-templated transcription.